GGAUCAAGCACAUCUGGAGCCCACUUAGCAGAACAGAAGCCCACUUAGCAGGAACACGACUUCACGGGCGGCCUCGGGGACAAGACGGCGCCGGCUGCGCGCAUGGCCCCUUCGCAGGAGGCGUCCUCGCAGGAGGAGGCCACCGAGGACGCGAUCGAGUCGGAGGCCGAGGCUGAUCAGGCCGCUGCGAACGUCACUGCCGAGGCGUCGGCGCCGUCGGUUGCCAGGGAGAGUGCCGCCACGGGCAGCUUAGAUGACCUGGUUUCGACCAACGUCGAGACUCCGGAGGAGGUGUGGCGCGAGGUCGCGGCCGAGGCCACUCUGGAGCAUGCGUGGGAUGACUAUCAUGCGCAGGGCGCGGGCAACGCUGCCCCGACCACCACGGAUGCGACCGUUGACCCGGACCCGCUGCCCCGGCUCAGCCCGGAGCACGACGUGGAGCGCGCCUCCGAGGCCGCCGCGGUGGACGCCUCCCCCGCCCAGCCCGAGGCCGCCGCCGUCGCCUCCCCCGCAGUGGCCGCCGAGGCGGGCGCCGCCGCCGAGGCCGCCCCCGCGGCGAGCGCCGCGGUGAACGCCUCGAGCGCCGCGGUGGACGCCGCGAGCGGCGCGUCGUGCUACGACGCCCGGUACGGAGACUGGUGCUACGGCAGGGUGAUGUGGGCC
This is a messenger RNA of Prorocentrum cordatum, 663 nucleotides long. The record is from the annotation of a GenBank genome assembly. Lineage: Eukaryota; Dinophyceae; Prorocentrales; Prorocentraceae.